AUGUUCGUCCGUGCAUUCAUCCGUCUUCUCAUCCGCUUCAGCUUCUCCUUCGAUUCCUCCAUCCAAUAUUCCUCCAUCGUUUUGAUCCAUCUACGACUCCCCGAUCUCCGUCUGUUCCUCCGCUCCGUUUCUCGUUCGGCUGUCAUCAGAGCAACCAAGUCGAGCAGCCAUGAACCCUCCGAACCGUGGUCAUGGCUUCAAGCCAGUCGGCUUGGCCAUUACAACACGGAGGAAACGACGUGUAAUUAA
This is a messenger RNA of Penicillium mononematosum, 249 nucleotides long. RefSeq lists its product as uncharacterized. The record is from RefSeq and is a predicted model, not a curated record. The transcript has a single exon. NCBI's taxonomy places the organism in Eukaryota, Fungi, Ascomycota, Eurotiomycetes, Eurotiales, Aspergillaceae. Bases 1 to 249 code for a protein of 82 amino acids.